UCUCCACCUCAUCUCUGCUCCAACGUAGUCCAAUCAUACGAUCGUGUAUAGUUCAAGCUCCCGUCUCCUUUCUCAUCUGAUUUCGUUCGAGUCAGGUUGUAAGGUUUUGUUUUAUGGUGGUUUACUGUCAUGGUCGGUGAUGGUCGGUGAACAUGAUGACACGAUUGAGAGGCAAAGCCUCUUUGAUAAUAAUAUUAACGAUCAUCUUUCUUUUAUUGGUGGCCGUUUAUCACAUUCUCACUAACGAGAUCGACGACGUGCCCUCCUCAAAGGUAAUCUCGCAUCUGAGGACAGAGAAUGCGUACUCUUCGAAUAAUCUGAUCGAAUCUCACCAGAGAAACGUAGAGAAUCAUAACCUCCAGGAGGAGCUCACUGGAGGAAACGCGAGAAAUGUGCCCUUCAGAAGUUACAAUUAUGGCAAGGCCUACAACACCGAAAAUCCUCUCUUCAAGGGGCACAAGAUCGUGCACUUGGAUCUCAAAGGAGCACCACCCAAGAUUGGCUACUAUGAUCACUUGUUCCCUUUGUUGUGCAAACUCGGAGCAACGGGGAUCUUGAUAGAGUACGAGGACACCUUUCCGUUCGAUGGACCUUUAAGUAACAUAAGUGCUUCUAAUUCCUAUUCCAAGCAGGAUAUUAUUACCAUUCAGAGAUUAGCCAAGGCUAACGAUCUUAUAGUCAUACCGUUAAUACAAACUUUCGGGCACCUAGAAUUUAUUCUAAAAUUAGACAAGUACAAAGACCUUAGGGAGGUAUUCCGCUAUCCUCAGGUAAUUUGCCCGACCCAUAACGAGUCUUUUCCAUUGAUUACUGAAAUGAUCGAUCAGGUUGUAAUGGCACAUCCAGAUUCCCAGUACCUGCACAUCGGUGCAGAUGAAGUUUAUCAAUUAGGCGAAUGUAGUCGGUGCUUAAAUGUACUUUCCAAACGACGCUGGAGUAAGAAACAUUUAUUCCUGGAUCAUGUAUCGACCGUAGCUCGAUACAUUACCCAGAAAUAUCCUAAACUGACGGUCUUAAUGUGGGAUGACGAGUUCAGGGAAAUAUCAUCCGAGGAGAUCAUGGAAAGUGGGCUGAACGAGCUGAUAGAGCCUGUCGUUUGGAAAUAUACCACCGAUCCUGGAGCUUCUCUGGCGGAUCAGCUGCAGGAUAGUUAUUCGCAAAUCUGGCCAGCUAUCUGGAUCGCUACAGCAUUUAAAGGAGCAACGGCCCCGGACAGAUAUUACACAGAUAUUUCGUAUCAUUUAGAAAAUCACAGACGAUGGUUGGAAAUUAUCGAUAGGUAUUCAGAUAAAAUAAAAUUCAAAGGAGCUAUUCUGACCGGAUGGCAGAGGUACGAUCACUUCAGUGUACUUUGUGAACUGCUUCCUUCGGCACUUCCAUCUCUUGCAGUAAACUUGGCCAUGCUUCAGUCUUCCGAUUUAAGCGGCUUCUAUGCGGAAGUACCAGAUCGAGUUACACAGACUAUGAAAUGCGAAGGUACAAUCUCAUUAAAUAUACCCGAGCCUCAGUAUGGAUGGACUAAGUGUGAUUACGAAGGAGUUGCAGUGUAUGCUGCUACAUUAAGAUUAUUCCUCUUGAAUCAAGAAUGGAAUAAGUUAGAACAAGAUAGUGCGUUUAAAGGUUGGCUGAAAGAGUAUAAUAUUAAGCACAUGUUUUCCAGUCCGAGUCAUGUUGAACAUGCUCUUGGAGACUUAAAUAAAUUCAGAAUGGAAACGUUUUAUAUUGAGAAAGAAAUGAGGGUGGCAAUGGAGAUGAUUUACGAUAACUUCACGAUAGAGGAAUGGAUCGAAACGUUCAUUACGCCACUGAAUGAUAAAAUUACUAACUUAUGGGAAGCUAAAGAGAAAUUAUUGGAGCAGUCUGUUUGGCCGAGGAGGCCGUUAACUAAAGCUGAACUUUAAGUAGCCAAAUUGUUUUAGUUCUGGAAAAUUGCUUCUAGAGUCUGUGACUAAUGCAUAUUGCUAAGAUCAAAUGAAAAUAGACUGUUUAUUGAGACGAA
Molecule: messenger RNA, 1999 nt
Organism: Orussus abietinus
Lineage: Eukaryota; Metazoa; Arthropoda; Insecta; Hymenoptera; Orussidae
Product: hexosaminidase D
Exons: 1
Coding region: 153-1901 (582 amino acids)
Biological process (GO): carbohydrate metabolic process
Molecular function (GO): hexosaminidase activity
Source: RefSeq, a predicted model, not a curated record